CAUCUCAAUAUAUAUUAUAAUGUAUCAAGUGGUGAUCGUUACCCUAUACCUGACACCUCGGCUCCAGUCUAUAUAACAGUUGGAGACGGAGGAAAUCUUGAAGGUCUUGCUGGAAGGUUUUUGGAUCCUCAACCAGAGUAUUCUGCAUUCCGUGAAGCCAGUUAUGGUCAUUCUACAUUGGAGAUAAAGAAUAGGACCCAUGCAUUCUACCAUUGGAAUCGAAAUGAUGAUGGAAAAAGAACUGUUACUGAUUCUGUAGUAUUCCACAACCAAUACUGGGUGAGCAAUCUGCGAAGGAGGAGACUUGAGAAGAAUAUUUGAGUUUCUUUUGGUUUGGAUUUUUUUGAUUAUAUUUGGAGAUCCAAAGAUGGACGCUGCAGAAGUUUCUCAAAUUUCUUAUGGCCAUCCCACAAGGCCGUCAAUUACCUGUGCGCCAAAUUUCAGAUUUCCUGGAAAUAUGUUGGUGAGCGGAGAUCCGGGGAUAUGAUGGAGAGGUGAACAGUUUAUAUAACAAAAUGGAGGAGUAUUUUUGCUUUUUAAAUAUGAGCAUAUAAAAUUAGUUAAUAUAAUUUUCUGUAUGGGUUAAUGAGAUUUAUGAAAA
This is a messenger RNA of Carica papaya (papaya), 601 nucleotides long. Lineage: Eukaryota; Viridiplantae; Streptophyta; Magnoliopsida; Brassicales; Caricaceae. The record is from RefSeq and is a predicted model, not a curated record.